Molecule: messenger RNA, 165 nt
Organism: Fusarium odoratissimum NRRL 54006
Lineage: Eukaryota; Fungi; Ascomycota; Sordariomycetes; Hypocreales; Nectriaceae
Exons: 2
Coding region: 1-165 (54 amino acids)
Source: RefSeq, a predicted model, not a curated record
AUGUUGCAAGCGCAUCCAGGACCACUUCCCCCCCUCCACCGCAACUACAUUGGCGGUUACGAUGUAUUUGAGGCAUUUGAGAACAUUGUUGCCCAGUUUGACUCUGUCUUCCAGCCUACUUCCAGUUAUCGUGAUUUCUGGCCCGAAGUUGAAGGGUUGCUAUGA